CUCUCAGAGCCAGCAGCAGCUGAGCAAAGGAGACAGAGAAGAGAGGGGAGCGGGAGUGGGCACAGGCAGUGAUGGACGAGCCAAAGGGUACCAAGCUAUGGAAGCGUUUCUCCUGGAAAUAUGCAUUAAUGGGAUUUCUCUUAGUAGUGGCUGUAAUAGCUUUAAUUGCUGUGGCUGUCACACAGAACCGUCCUCUCACAACGAACAAAAAAUAUGGGAUUGUGCUGGAUGCUGGUUCUUCUCACACUAACUUGUACAUAUACGAAUGGCCAGCAGAGAAGGAGAAUGACACAGGAGUGGUGCAGCAGGUGCAUGUCUGUGAAGUGGAAGGUCCAGGAAUCUCUGCAUAUGCUGACACUGUGGAAAAAGUUGGUGUCCCCCUGAGGCACUGCAUGGAUAAGGCAAAGGAGAUAGUGCCACAAGGAAAACAUCAAGAGACACCGGUUUACCUGGGGGCAACAGCUGGCAUGAGGCUGCUGAGACUGGAGAAUGGGGAUACUGCUAAAAAGGUCCUCUCUGCAGUAGAGGUGGCUCUGCGCUCAUACCCCUUCCGCUUCCAGGGUGCCAGGAUCCUCAGUGGUGAGGAAGAAGGUGCCUAUGGCUGGAUCACCCUUAAUUACCUGCUGGGCAACUUCAAAGAGUCUAUCUGGCCAGAAUUCCUGCCCAGAAUCUUCUUCAGUGCUGGGACAAUAGGGGCACUGGACCUUGGUGGAGCUUCCACACAGAUCACCUUUGUACCUGACCAGGAGAACAUUGAGUCACUGGAAGAUACAGCAAACUUCCAUCUUUAUGGCAAGAAAUACACUGUGUAUACACAUAGCUUCCUGUGUUAUGGGAAGGAUCAAGCACUCCGCCUUAAGCUGCUCCAGGAUGUCCUGGGCUCAUCGACUGGCAGACUCGAGGACCCAUGUUUCCACCAAGGAUAUGAGAGGACUUUUGAUAUUUUAUACCUGCGCAAAACCCCUUGCACACCUCUAAAUGUCACCCUUCCAUCCUACUCACAGCUCCAAAUUGUGGGCACUGGAGAUCAUGAAACGUGCCUGAUAAGCAUCGAGAAAAUCUUUAAUAUUGUCGACUGUCCUUACUCCAGCUGCUCAUUUAAUGGCAUUUUCUUGCCUCCUGUAUCCGGAGAUUUUGGGGCAUUUUCGGCUUUCUACUACGUUAUGGACUUUCUAAAUGUGACGAAAAAGCCAAUGGACAAAGUGACAGAGACAAUGAAGACCUUCUGCUCCAAAUCCUGGGAUGAGGUGAAGGCUGAAUUUCCUGCAAUAAAGGAGAAGUACCUGAGUGAGUACUGCUUCUCAGGAACUUACAUUCUGUCGCUGCUUGGCCAGAGAUACAACUUCACCAAGGAGAAAUGGCGGAACAUCCACUUCCUGGGGAAGAUUCGUAACAGUGAUGCUGGAUGGACUCUGGGUUACAUGCUGAACCUCACCAACAUGAUCCCUGCAGAGCAGCCCUAUACACGCCCACUAUCUCACGCUAGCUAUAUUAGCCUCAUGGCUGUCUGCUCCAUUCUGGUGGUGUCUGUGCUCUUCAUAGGCUGUGUGACUUAUCGCAAACCAAAGUGCCUGAAAAAGGAAAUAAUUUAGAAGCGGGGUUAACCUAUCCCACAGCAAAAUUGCAGUGAAGACCACUAGAGUCCAGUGCUCAUCCUUUGUGUUCUGCUGAAAUAACUGACUCUGUAUGAGAGCCUUCUGCGCCACUUGCUCUGGUCAUUGACAGAUGCCAAAAUAGCAGCAUGCUGCCUUUCUGUCAUCUCCCCCAUUCUGGAGACUCAUGUCCCAUCCUCAUGCAGGGGCUGGGGCUGAUUAUGGGGGCCUUACAUGUUGUAUUAAACACAUAUUUCUCUCAGGUCUGCCCCUCUGUGUAUUGCCUUGGCCCCAGAAAUGAAACACAUGGGGCACCUAAUCAAAAAUGACCAGCUGGACAAUGCAGGGACAGAUUCCAGCCUAAAAGGAGAAGUUGCUCUCAGGGUUGCACAUUUUUUUCAGCUCCAUUUGAGACGUAAACAGUCAUUCAGAAAUGCCACUCAGCUGAGUCUGCCCCAUUCAUGGUGACUGAACUAGUACUAGCAACGUCAUUUUGUGGGGAACAUCCUCUGUGCAAGACUGAAGACUUUUGACAAAUGGGCAGUUCACAUGGCUAAUCAUCAGCCAGGGAAAGGGAGAGGCAGCUGAAUGCACCCUAUCCAGAGAAGGUCUCAGAGCAAAAUUAAUCUUUUACAAAAAGUAAGGCUGGGAAAGGAACUCUCCUAAAGUGCCAUGGCUGCUACCUGGGCAAUGGGCCUUGUGCCAAUGGACUUGCCAGUUAAUUGUUUGGACUAGUGAAGGUGAUCUGCAGGCAGCUGCUUCCUAUGGGCUGCAUAGAUCCUGGACACCAAGACCUGAUGUUGCACCUUCCUAAAGCACCCUCCUAUGUCAACAAUAUAGAUGUGGAUAACUGGCCUUUUAAACAAGGGGAGUGGCUAUUGGUUCUUUUCCCCAGAAUUCUUGGCGUGCAACCUGAUACCUCUAGCACCUAGCAGAGACUUAUUCAGUCUGCAGUCUCCAUCUUGGAACUGAAUCUAAAUGGACUUUAUGGCUACAACAUGCAGCCUAAUUUUGUACUUUUUUGCUUCAUAUUUUUCCUCAUCUCCCCACUUACUGCUUUG
Rhineura floridana is the source of this 2653-nucleotide messenger RNA. It is a transcript of the gene ENTPD1, whose product is annotated as ectonucleoside triphosphate diphosphohydrolase 1. The transcript has 10 exons. Gene Ontology annotation, cellular component: plasma membrane. Gene Ontology annotation, biological process: nucleoside diphosphate catabolic process. Bases 72 to 1592 code for a protein of 506 amino acids. Gene Ontology annotation, molecular function: UDP phosphatase activity; GDP phosphatase activity. The record is from RefSeq and is a predicted model, not a curated record. Lineage: Eukaryota; Metazoa; Chordata; Lepidosauria; Squamata; Rhineuridae.